This is a messenger RNA of Aureobasidium musti, 813 nucleotides long. The record is from the annotation of a GenBank genome assembly. NCBI's taxonomy places the organism in Eukaryota, Fungi, Ascomycota, Dothideomycetes, Dothideales, Saccotheciaceae.
ACACAAUCACCAGACAGCAGAUCGUCGAAGCGCAGGGCAGAUGCUGAAGAAGUCGACAUCCAUGACGCGUCUGAAGAGGAAGAAGACCAAGGACGCAUCGAAAGUCAGCAGAUGCUGUUGGUGGCUGGUCGUCUCAAGCACAAAGAUGAUGGUUGGAUCGACCAGAUGCACGCCGAAGUGACCAAGGACGAGGAGGCUUUCAACCAAUUACUUGAUGACAAGGAGCGCGAGCUCCGUCACAAUCUGGCUNAUCUCGACUCGCAGUUCCACAACGACAUUCGCACCUUGCUGAUCGACAUCCUCGGCGGACCUCCUCCCAAGCAGAAGAAGGGUGCCCCUACCCAAGACACUUUCUACCUCAGACCCGCACACGAGCACGCCCAACUCAUGUUCACCAAAGCUGAAGACCUGCUCAAGGAAUACAGCAAAGUUGUCGAAUGGUUUGACACGGGCAGAGAGCAAUUGUCCACCGAUCAUCUCGACACUUUUGAGAAAGACAAGAACGAUGUAGCCGAGAUGCUGCAUGCUGGUCAGGAACUUGCUCGUCGUCAGAUUCAACAAGUCUUGAAGCGACCUGACGACCAAGAACCUGCUCGCAACAAGACCAAACCUCUUUUCACCGAUCAGAAGCUCGACGACGUGGCUGCCAUGUUCAAGGUCCUGCGCGACGAGUUCAAGGAAGGGGAUGAGAAUGUGGAAACUGAGCAGGAGGCCAGAGCCGCCAUAUCUGGAGGUGAUGGCCUCUUCCCAACCAUCCACAACACCAAGAAGGGUGUCAAGAAGCUGGCUGGUCAUCUGCUCGCCGAAGAAGAA